This is a messenger RNA of Varanus komodoensis (Komodo dragon), 3810 nucleotides long. It is a transcript of the gene PELP1, whose product is annotated as proline, glutamate and leucine rich protein 1. The coding region runs from base 66 to 3653 and encodes 1195 amino acids. Gene Ontology annotation, cellular component: nucleus. The record is from RefSeq and is a predicted model, not a curated record. NCBI's taxonomy places the organism in Eukaryota, Metazoa, Chordata, Lepidosauria, Squamata, Varanidae. The transcript is spliced from 18 exons. Gene Ontology annotation, biological process: rRNA processing.
CUCCCCCCCAGGCAUCGCCCACCCUCGGGGGCCUGGUGAGCAUCAGCAACGCCCGGCUGGGCUCCAUGAAGACCCGGUUUGAGGGCCUCUGCCUCCUCUCUCUGCUGGUGACCGAGAGCACCACCGAAACGUUCAGCCAGAACUGCCUGAGCUGGCUCCGGAGCCUGCAGCACCUCAUCCAGUCCCAGGAUCCGGCACCCACCAUGGAGCUGGCUGUCCUCGUCCUGCGGGACCUGCUGGAGUGCUCCUGCCAGCUCCCGGAGCUGGCCCGCGACAUCAGCACCAACCACGUCCCCGGGCUCCUCACGUCUUUGCUGGCCCUCCGGCCGGAGUGCCAGCUGUCUGCCUUGGAAGGGAGCAAAGCGUGCAUGAUGUUCUAUCCCCGGGCCUGUGGCUCCUUGCGAGGUAAACUGGCCGCGUAUUUCCUCUCCCGGGUAGAUGCCGAAACGCCGCAGGUGCAGCAGCUCGCCUGCGAGUGCUACGCCCUCCUGCCCUCGCUGGGUGCCGGCUUCACCCAGGGGCUGAAGUACACCGAGUGCUGGGAGCAGCAGGCCCACUGCCUCCUGGCCACGCUGCACAGCCUGAUGGGGACCCUCUACGAGGGCGCGGAGACAGACCCCCUGCAUUACGAAGGGCCCGGCAUGGAGAUCCCACUGCCAGCACCAGAGGAGGGCGAGACAAAUUUCGUCCUCCACCUGAAGCAGCGCUUCUCGGGUUUGGCAAAAUGCCUCUGCAGGAUGCUCAGCAACGAGUUUGUGGCCCCCGUGACGGUGCCAGUCCAGGACAUCCUGGAUUUCAUUUGCCGCGCCCUGGAUAUCUCCAUGAAAAACAUUAGCUGGUUUGGUGACGGACCGCUCCGAAUGCUGUUCCUGCACUCCGUCCACCUGGAGAGCCUGGAUCUGCUGUUUGCACUCAUCUUGGCGUGCGGCCCUCGGCUGGUGCGCUUCGGAGGCACCCUGUGCCGCCUGUUCCCCCAGGUCCUGACCGCGUGGAGUGCCGGGCGGGAUCUCGUCCCCGCGGGGCAGGAGCGCCCGUACAGCGCCGUCCGCACGCGGCUUUACCAGGUCCUGGACCUGUGGGCGCAGGUGGCUGGGGCGGCGUCGGGGCUCCUGCAGGGCCACGGGACGCAGAGCGAGGCCCUGCUGGGGCACCUGCUCAGCGACAUCAGCCCCCCCACGGACACGCUCAAGCUGCGCGAGAGCGCCCCCGGCCCCGACCGGCGGCCCAGCGCCCCCAAGAAGCCGAAGCUGGCCGGCCUGGGGCCCCUGCACCACAAGCACGACCCGCGGGCCAACAGCGACGUGUGCCUGGCCGCACUGCAAGUCCCGGCGGUCCUGGCAGAUGAGCCCCCCUCCCAGUCACGCCCUUCUCUCGCCUCAGCUGGGCACGGCGGGCCCGCAUCUACCAGCCGUGCGGAGGGGGCAGCGUGGCUCGCAUCCCGGUGGGGGUUUCCCACGCAAGGCGGCUUGAGCCCUGCCGGAGCGGAGCACUGGGCGAGAGAGGCCUGUGCCCGCCCGCCCGCCGUGGCUCUUCCUGGUUUCCACCCUGCCGGUGCAUUUCUUGCGACGGUGGAGGGACAGCCUGCGUGCCCGUCCGUGCGGCUUGCAGGAGGGCGAGAGGAUGGAGGUCCCCCAGCCAGCAUCCGCCCCCGCCCCUUCCACGAGCGAGUGCCACACAGCUUCUCCGGAGGGGGUGGCUGGCCCGGGCUGUGGCGCCUCCCGGACCCCCCAGAGCAACUGCCCGCUCUUCCAGGCCUGAGCCGGAUCGUCCUGCUCGGCGGAACCCUCAUCAAGGAGCAGCCCCACAAGAGGCUGCAGGAGCUGGUGAUCCCGCUGCUGAUCCGGCUGGGCCAGGCCGAGCCCCUGCCGGGGUCCCCCUACGCGAGCGCCGCCUGCCGCCGGGAGCUCUUCCGCCUGCUGCUGGCCCUGGUGCUGGCCCCGGCCCCCGCCUGCCCGCCGCCGCUGCACUGCGCCCUGUGGCUGCUGAAACAGGGCUGCGCCGACCCCAGUCUGCAGGUGUCGUCCUUCUGCUCCGAGGCCCUGGUCGUCUGCAACGCCCUGCUGCACCCCCGGGUGCCGGCCCUCCAGGUCCCGCUGCCCGGGCCGCCGGCCCCGCCGCCGGGCUCCUCGUCCGAGAUCUCCCCGGCCACGGCCUCCCCGUUCCGCUCGGCGCCCCCGCUGCCCUUCCCGCCCCCCCGGCUCCCGCCCCCUGCGUCGCCCCCGGCGCCCCCCUCCGCAGCCCCCCCGGCCGGCUCCCUGGGCCUGCCCCUGCCCCCGCUGGCCCUGGCCCAGCUGCCGCCCCGCCUGGCCCCCGAGGAGCCCGCCGUGCUGCCCUCCCCCGGGGGCGCGGCAGAGGCCGCCGCACUGGCCGCGGGCGCCAAGCUGCGGCGCUCCGUCUUCAUCCACUACGACAAGGAGGAGGAGGAGGACGUGGAGAUCUCGCUGGAGAGCGACUCCGACGACAGCGUGGUCAUCAUGCCCAAGGGGCAGCUGGGCAGGGGGCCCGGCGGCGCCGGCGCCGUGGCGGCAGUCCCCCUGGAGCCCCCCGCCCCCCUGGCCCUGCCGCUGGGGGCUCACACGCCGCCCGCCGUGGCCACCGCGGCCGCCGCGACCCUCCCGCCCUCCCCCGUGCCCGUGGCGGCUGAAGCGCUGCUCCCGGCCCACGCCGAGGAGGACCCCACCGUCAUCAACAUCAACAGCAGCGAGGAGGACGAGGAGGAGGACGAGGACGAGGAGGAGGAGGACUUCCCCGAGGACGAGUACUUCGACGAGGAAGAGGAGGAAGAAGAGUUUGAGGAGGACGAGGGGGAGUUUGAUGAGCUGGAAGAGGAGAUAGAAGAGAUGGAUGAGGAAGAGGAAGAGGAAGAUGAAUUUGAUGAAGAGGAGUGCAUGACAGAGGAGGAGGAGGAAGAGGAGGAGGAGGAGGAAGAGGAGGAGGAAGAGGGCCUGACGGAGGAGGAGGAGGAGGGGGCGCCACCGCUGCCCACUCUGCCCCACGGGAACGGUGGAGAGCCCCCGGCGCUGAUGCCCAUGAAAGAGGAGCUCCCCAAACUGGUGGGGGAGGAGGAAGGCGGGGAGGGGGAGGAGGAGGAGGAGGGGGCCGGGCUGCUCAUGGAGGUGGAGGAGGAAGCCUUCCACGCCCCCGAGGACGGCAGCGGCGGGCAGGAGGGCGAGGAGGAGGCGGCCGCGGGGACACGCGAGGUGGGCAGGACCGCGGGGGACGCGCUGCUGAGGAAGGCGGAGGAGCCCCCCGUGCCCACGAGCGCGGUGGAGGAACUGCUGCCCCCGCCCCUGCCCCUGCCCCCUUCCCCUGCGCAGGAGCCCCCCACCCUGCCCGCCACCGCCUUCACGGAUCCGGAGGAGCUUGCGGAGGAGCAGGAGCGGCCCAUGGCCGGGGGGCCCCCCUUUGCUGCUGCCCCCCAGGAUCCGGAGGGGGAGCGCGGCCCCGCGGGGCAUGCCGGAGGACCCGCAGAAGCCGGCCCCGAGGCCCGGGCCCCGCAGGGCGAGGCGGAGGAGCAGCUGCCGGCGCUGGGCGGGCACGUGCCGGAGGAGGAGCCGGAGGCUGCCGCGGUGGACGAGACGGAAGCCAUGCUGGCUGACUUUGUGGACUGCCCGCCCGAUGAGGAGAGGAGCCCCCCCGAGGCGUCUUCCUGAGGCGGCUCCGCCGGGGCUUUGAGAGGCUGAGAAGAGGACUCUGCCCAGCCCAGAAGGGCUGCCUCCCCCCCCCCCCCAGGGCACUCAUUUGUAUUUUGGGUUUGGGCUGGGAAUGUUUUUACAUUACCAAAAAUGUUCAAUAAAGAUUUCCCUGCGA